ACCUAGGUGCAAAGUCUGAACAUUUGUUUCAGAUAAUAUUAAAAGUGUGUCAAAUGCAAAAGUGCGUUCAUGUGUCUCGUUCAGAUAAAUUGCAUGCACAGAUAGAUUCGCAUUAUUAUUAGCGUCGUUGGACCUUCUGCAGAGUGAUGAGUGCUGAGGACUAUGAUGUGGUGGUCGUAGGUUCCUGCAUGACUGACCUGGUCAGUCAGGCCCCAAGGCUGCCCAGAGUUGGAGAGACCAUCCAUGGACACAAGUUUUUCAUUGGCUUCGGUGGGAAAGGAGCCAAUCAGUGUGUACAGGCUGCUAGAAUGGGAGCAAAGACUGCAAUGGUCUGCAAGGUUGGCAAAGAUGUUUUUGGAGACAACUACAUACAGAAUUUUAAGAACAAUGGCAUAUCAACAGACUAUGUGGAACAGACCAGUGACGCUGCAACUGGAGCUGCCUCGAUCAUUGUGAAUGAUGCAGGUGAGAAUGCCAUCGUGAUUGUGGCUGGUGCCAACAUGCUGCUAGGAGACCCGGAGCUGCAGAAGGCGCAGGGGGCACUGAAUCAUGCCAAGGUGAUGAUCUGCCAGCUGGAAAUCAGCCCGGACACGUCUCUGAACGCCCUCCGGGCAGCGCGUAAGCAUCAAGUUAGAACCAUCUUUAAUCCAGCACCUGCUUUUCCUGACCUGUCCCCCGAGUUCUAUAAGUUGUCGGACAUCUUCUGUUGCAACGAGUCAGAGGCGGAAAUUCUUAUGGGUAAGACGGUUGCCACCUCAGAGGAUGCUGGGAAGGUAGCCCUGGAACUUUUGAGACGUGGGUGUGGCUCGGUCAUUGUCACACUAGGAUCCCAAGGCUGUGUAGUGCUAUCGUCACAAGACUCGCACCCAAAGCAUAUUCCAACAACCAGUGUCACAGCUGUGGAUACAACGGGUGCUGGAGACAGCUUCAUUGGGGCGCUGGCUUUCUACUUAGCUCAUUAUCCCUCUCUGCCUUUGGAGGAGGUAGCCAGACGGGCCAAUGUGGUUGCAAGCUUCUCUGUACAAAAAGAGGGGACCCAGACAUCUUUUCCCUACCAGAAGGACCUACGCGCAGAGCUCCUGUAGAUGAUAUCUACUGCUGUCACCGACUUUAAAGAACGGUAGAAAAUCAAAUCUUCAACAGAAUUCCAUGUAAGAGUGGUUGUACAUCAAAAUGAGAAACAAUAUAAUGAAAAUGUGCAAUGUUCUGAGAGAUUACUUCAAUUAUGCUAUUAAUCUAUUUUACUGGUUUCAAAGUCGUGAUGCAGUGACAAUAAAGUUGAGUAUAUCGCUAUUCAAUAA
Messenger RNA from Alosa alosa (allis shad), 1301 nucleotides. It is a transcript of the gene rbks, whose product is annotated as ribokinase. Lineage: Eukaryota; Metazoa; Chordata; Actinopteri; Clupeiformes; Clupeidae. Gene Ontology annotation, biological process: D-ribose metabolic process. Bases 147 to 1085 code for a protein of 312 amino acids. Gene Ontology annotation, molecular function: ribokinase activity. The record is from RefSeq and is a predicted model, not a curated record. The transcript has 9 exons.